AUGCGUCCACUCACGGAUGAGGAGAUGACAACGGUGUUUGAAAAGAUUAGCAAGUAUAUUGGUCGAAAUGUUCAGCAUUUAGUAACAAGACCAGAUGAGAAAUAUUGCUUUCGAUUGCAUGGCAAUAUUGUGUACUAUUGCAGCGAAAAGCUCAUGCGCCAGUCCACGAACGUCGGUACGGACGAGCUUCUUAGUAUUGGCACUGCUGUUGGUAAACUUACUAAAUCCAAGAAGUUUCAUCUACGUAUCACGUUUCUUGACUAUCUUGCUCAGUACGCUAAAUAUAAGGUCUGGAUUAAACCCAAUUCUGAAAUGUCCUUCUUGUAUGGCAAUAAUGUCGUCAAGUCUGGUCUUGGUCGCAUCACAGAGGGAACACCGCAGUAUGCUGGUGUUGUCGUCUACAGCAUGAAUGACAUUCCACUGGGCUUUGGUGUUGCCGCACAGGCAACAGAGUUGUGCAAAGAUCUAGAGCCCACGGCCUAUGUGGUGCUGCACCAAGCCGACAUUGGCGAGUAUCUUCGCGUUGAAGACGAAAUGUUUUAA
Peronospora belbahrii is the source of this 543-nucleotide messenger RNA. NCBI's taxonomy places the organism in Eukaryota, Oomycota, Peronosporomycetes, Peronosporales, Peronosporaceae. The record is from the annotation of a GenBank genome assembly.